Molecule: messenger RNA, 980 nt
Organism: Alternaria rosae
Lineage: Eukaryota; Fungi; Ascomycota; Dothideomycetes; Pleosporales; Pleosporaceae
Exons: 3
Coding region: 60-836 (258 amino acids)
Cellular component (GO): nucleolus
Molecular function (GO): RNA binding
Source: RefSeq, a predicted model, not a curated record
GCGCAUCGAUAGCAUCGACAACAUCCACGCCCGCCUACACUUCGCAUACCGCUGCCAGCAUGCCCGCCCCUACCGCCCUCCAGCGCAGGCCCGAAGAGUUUGCCGACGAUGUCACCAUGGAGGCAUCGUCGGUCCCGCUCCCGACCGAGAGCGACGGCGACCUCAUCUCCAUGAGCCUCGACCCCGUCGACGCCGCGCACGACGCCCCAGCACCCACAGACGACAUGCCCAUGACAGACGAGAGCGGGAAGCCAAAGUUCCCCGCGGCCAAGUCGAUACCCCUCGCUUUCCGCCGCGAACAGCGCAAGGUCCCCAUCCCACCGCACAGGAUGACGCCCCUCAAGAACUCGUGGCCCAAGAUCUACCCCCCGCUUGUCGAGCACCUCAAGCUGCAGGUCCGGAUGAACACAAAGGCAAAGGCCGUGGAACUGCGCACCUCAAACGCCACAACCGACACAGGUGCGCUGCAGAAGGGAGAGGACUUCGUAAAGGCCUUCACCCUGGGCUUUGACACGGAUGAUGCCAUUGCGCUGCUUCGUUUGGACGAUCUCUACAUUGAGACCUUUGAGAUCAAGGACGUCAAGACCCUACAGGGCGAGCAUCUCGGCCGUGCGAUUGGCCGCAUUGCAGGCAAGGACGGCAAGACCAAGUUCGCCAUUGAAAACGCCAGCAGAACACGAGUCGUCCUAGCAGACCAGAAAAUCCACAUCCUCGGCGGUUUCAAGAACAUCCACAUCGCGCGCGAAUCCAUUGUCAGCCUGAUCCUGGGUCAACAACCAAGCAAGGUGUACGGCAACCUACGAACAGUCGCCGGGCGUAUGAAGGAGAGGUUCUAGACGAUACACACAAGUGAGAAAUCUUGCAUAGUAGCCAAGCAAUGGCGACCACGAUAUCGGGCAUUUACACGGCGUUAUGGAGACUGGGGUAGGUUGGGAAAAGCUGUUAUACCAUCUGGCAUGAUUUGACGAUUGGAAGAAGAU